Sphaeramia orbicularis (orbiculate cardinalfish) is the source of this 1826-nucleotide messenger RNA. It is a transcript of the gene cisha, whose product is annotated as cytokine inducible SH2-containing protein a. The coding region runs from base 648 to 1328 and encodes 226 amino acids. The transcript has 3 exons. The record is from RefSeq and is a predicted model, not a curated record. Gene Ontology annotation, cellular component: phosphatidylinositol 3-kinase complex. Gene Ontology annotation, biological process: intracellular signal transduction; phosphatidylinositol phosphate biosynthetic process. Gene Ontology annotation, molecular function: 1-phosphatidylinositol-3-kinase regulator activity. Lineage: Eukaryota; Metazoa; Chordata; Actinopteri; Kurtiformes; Apogonidae.
GCCGCGCGAUUCCUGGGAUCGAGCGCCGCUUCAGCGAAGACGGUAGCCGCCGGGUAACCACGGGGGAGAAACGGACCCAAAACACCGCCCGGGAAAACGGACAGACCCGGGCCGGCUGUGGGGGGGGGGUUGACGGUAAUGAGGAGCGGGUGCGGGUGCAGGGACGGGGCUGGAGCCGGCGCAGUGAGCGGCCGAAGUGCAGAACGCGCGCGGACCGCUGAUGCGGAAUGGGAGUUGGUGCGGCCGGUGUGACGUCAGAGCCGGUGCUGUGAAGAGUUCUUAGAAUAGACUUCUAGGAAACGGUAAAUUUUAAAAGCCAAGCCUUUACACUCUGUCCUUCACACAUUUGGACCCCAUUCUCGUGACAACACACUCCAAACCGUCGCAGCGCAGUUUGUGUUCGAACCUUUUUCUGUUUUCGUGUUUGUGCCUACAAGCUGAACUCUGUGUUCUUCUGUCAGACCAAGCACAGCUCUGAGCUUCUUUACGCCGCUUUUAUUAGACAUACUCAUACCGAGCCGAACUCAACGCUUAUCUUCCACUGAAGGUGUUUCGGCUCAUAACUAGAUCCGUCUCUGUAUGUUUGGUUUUUUCUUAAGAAAUCACCCUGACUGGAUUUAAGGACACCGCAGGAUUCAACAAAUAGCAUGAUUCUGUGUGUACCAGGUCCUACAACUCUUCUGCACGCUGCUCCAUCCAUUGAAGCCCCACGGGGCAUGCGGGCAGAAACUGGACCCCCGGCCCCUUGCCUUCAAAGUACCCUUCCGCUAUGGGACCCCACCAAAGACCUGCGGGCCAUCGCCAGCAACUUCUGCUAUUUAGAAAAUUCAGGCUGGUACUGGGGAGCUGUAACUGCAGCUCAGGCCCACGCUGCACUUCAAGAGGCAUCUGAAGGAGCGUUCUUGGUACGAGACAGCAGCCACCCUCUGUACAUGCUGACCCUGUCGGUCAGAACUGCACGCGGUCCAACAAGUAUACGGAUCCAGUACAGCGGUGCCCAGUUUUUGCUUGACUCUAGCUCCCCUGCUCGGCCCAGCCUGUCGUCAUUCCCCAAUGUGCCCAGUCUGGUGCAGCACUACAUGGGACCACAGCGGAAAGCAGAGGAGAGAAAGGUGGAAGAAGAGGCUCCAACUAAACCAUCCCUGCAGACAAUUCAGGAGAUGUCUGUCGUAUUAAAACUGAAGCGGGCCGUGUACAAGCCCCAGGGCCUCCCAUCUUUACAGCACCUCACACGUCUCGUCAUUAACAGACACUGUGACUGUCCUGAACAGCUACCACUCCCUAGGCCUCUGCUGCGCUACAUACAGGACUAUCCCUUCAAGGUAUGAAGUACCACUACAUUAAUAUGGCUGACGCUCAGCUGACGCUAAGGAAAGAAACUGUGAAACAGGUCUUUUGUGCCUGUUAAUAAUAUUACUGCUCCAGCAGUUGGAGGUCAGUGUCAAAAGUACUGGACACAGGGUCAUGGGACAUGUUUUUGAGGACAGAAUUUGUACCAAGUCACUUUUUACAAACAUGUCUGAUUUCAGACUGAAUUUGUCGUGGACUGGGUGGUGAAGCACUCUCGAAAAAGACAAGUUGCAAGCAAACCUCAGUACUGUAAUUUUACCUAUCACCUAUUUUAUGAUUUUUUUUUAUUUUAUGGAUGUGGAAAGUGUCCAGAUCUGUUUUACCCUCAUCAACCCUGGAUGUACAUACUCUAUACUGUUCUUAAGUACACUGAUUCCACUGGAACAUCUUUUUGCCAUUUUAUUUUUCUCAGUAAAACAUUUUUCUACUUUUUACAUGUGUACAUUUUUAUAUUAAAAUAACCUAUUGGAGUCUGA